AUGAAGAACCCAUUCCAACUUAAGGAGGCCGAGACCGAGACCCCGGCCAUCUACGCAAAUGAGCCAGCGAAGCAGCGCGGCAAGGUUGCGACCGCUGCCCUCAGCGUCCUGGCGCCGUUCGUGUAUGUCUUCGGCCUCCUGCGCAGGUAUACAAACCUGACUGUCUGGAUCAUCAUCAGUAUGAUUGUCGGUAUUAUCGUCGGCAAAUUUGCACCCGACUUUGCUGUCCAGAUCGAGCCCAUGGGACGUCUCUUCGUCCGCAUGAUUCAGACCGUGGUGGGUCCUCUGAUUUUCUCAACAUUGGUUGUCGGUAUUGCUGGACAUGGAGAUGAUUUGAUCAGAAUCGGCCGCCUAGCCGUCAAGUCCAUCGUCUAUUUCGAGGUCGUCACUACCUUUGCGCUCAUCAUCGGUCUUCUCUCCGUCAACAUUGCCAAGCCCGGCAAGGGCUUCAGCAUGGAUGGUCUCGUUGCGCCCACAGGCGAUAACAAGCCCAUCACUUGGGUCGAUGAGAUGGAGAAAAUCGUCCCCCAGUCCUUCUUUGCCGCCAUGUCUGACCACGCCGCCGUUUUGGCCAUCGUCUUCUGUGCCGUCAUGUUCUCUGUCGCAAUCAUGAGAGCCGACGCAAAGUCCAAGAAAGUCAUGCUAGACUUCAACGCCUCGCUGUCCGCCAUCAUGUUCAAGGUUGUGGAACUCGUCAUGAACUAUGCCCCCAUCGGUAUCGGAUGCGCCAUUGCUGCCACGGUUGGAAAGUAUGGUCUUGGUGCCUUAGCUGCUGCAGGGAAGCUGGUCGGAACCCUUUAUGUUACCCUGAUCAUCUUUGCGCUGAUAAUCAUCUUGCCCGUCGUCGUCAUCUGCCGCCUCCCUCUCAAGGACUAUGCCAAAGCUGUCGGCCAGCCUUUCAUCAUGGCCUUUGCUACCGCCUCGUCUGAGUCUGCGCUUCCCAAGGCCAUGGAGAACAUGGUCGCCUUCGGUUGCCCUCCCGAGAUUGUCGCCUUUGUGAUCCCCACCGGAUACUCCUUCAACUUGGAUGGAUCGACUCUUUAUUUAGCUCUUGCCUCAAUCUUCUGUGCCCAGGUUGCCGGCAUUGACAAGUCUGUGGGCGAGCAGAUCGUUAUCAUGAUUACCCUCAUGCUGAGCUCCAAGGGUGUUGCUGCCGUCCCACGUGCCUCGUUCAUCGUCUUGACCUCGACUCUUACGAACGCCAACAUCCCUCUGGCUCCCCUGGCUCUGAUUAUGGGUGUCGAUGCCUUCAUGGAUAUGGCCCGUACUUCGAUCAACGUGCUCGGCAACAUGACCGCUUGCGCCGUGGUUUCGCGCUGGGAGGGUGAGUUCCGCAACGAUGCCUGGCACGCCCGUCAGGCCGGUCAGACUCCCGAGACCCUUGCCAUGGACGAAGUUGAAUCCGAGGAGUACAACCCUGAUCACCAUCACGUACAUGGCUCGGCUGCACACGGCAACCAUCCUCGCAUGGGUGGCCUGCACGCUGAAAAGGCUUCAAUCCGCUCUGUCCAUUCGACCUCCUCGGCAGUCGAGGCUUACAACGGCUCCAACACGCAGCAGCGCCAUCACACCCAGGGUGAUAACAUUGUAUAA
Gamsiella multidivaricata is the source of this 1593-nucleotide messenger RNA. Its product is annotated as Sodium:dicarboxylate symporter family-domain-containing protein. Lineage: Eukaryota; Fungi; Mortierellomycota; Mortierellomycetes; Mortierellales; Mortierellaceae. The transcript is spliced from 2 exons. Gene Ontology annotation, molecular function: symporter activity. The record is from RefSeq and is a predicted model, not a curated record. Bases 1 to 1593 code for a protein of 530 amino acids. Gene Ontology annotation, cellular component: membrane.